This is a messenger RNA of Manacus vitellinus (golden-collared manakin), 1080 nucleotides long. RefSeq names its product class II histocompatibility antigen, B-L beta chain-like. The annotation marks the transcript as partial. Gene Ontology annotation, cellular component: MHC class II protein complex; membrane. NCBI's taxonomy places the organism in Eukaryota, Metazoa, Chordata, Aves, Passeriformes, Pipridae. Gene Ontology annotation, biological process: antigen processing and presentation of exogenous peptide antigen via MHC class II; positive regulation of T cell activation; immune response. The transcript has 5 exons. Gene Ontology annotation, molecular function: MHC class II protein complex binding. The record is from RefSeq and is a predicted model, not a curated record.
ACCGCAGCCCACGGACCCCCGAACCCCCCAGCCCCGGGGCUGCGCGGGGGCCCUCCAACGGCCCUCAGCAAUCCAAAGCGCCCACGCCGCCCGCGCCCAUCCCAGCGCGCCGCGCUGAUGACUCAUCAGUCGGCCGGGAAGACGCCUCGAAAAAAGGGCCGCGCGACUUGCGCCCUCAGCCAAGCCAAGCGGCGCCCCAAACCCCCAAAACGGCACGCCGCGCGGGCUGGUUUGGGGGCUGUCAGGGCAGCUGUCCGGCGGCUGGGCAUGGAGCGUGGUGCGGGGAGCGCUGGGGGCCGUGCUGGCGGUCGCUGGAUGGUGCUGGGAGCCGCCCCGCGGCUGCGGGCGAGGAGCUGUGGAGGGGUGUUCCAGUGGAUGGGAAAGGCUGAGUGUCACUUCAUCAGCGGCACCGAGUGGGUGAGGUACGUGCAGAGGUACAUCUACAACCGGGAGCAGUACGCCCACUUCGACAGCGAUGUGGGGGUCUUUGUGGGGGACACCCCGUAUGGAGAAUUCUGGGCCAGGCAAUGGAACAACAACCCCGAAAUUCUGGAGUACGAACGGGGUGAAGUGGACAGGCUCUGCCGGCACAACUACAAACUUGGUGCUCCGUUCAGAGUGCAGAGGAGAGUGCCCCCCAGCGUGUCCAUCUCGCUGGUGCCGUCGAGCUCCCAGCCCGGCCCCGGCCGCCUGCUCUGCUCCGGGAUGGAUUUCUACCCUGCGCCGGUGCAGGUGAGGUGGUUCCAGGAUGGGCAGGAGCUGCCGGAGCACGUGGUGGCCACCGACGUGGUCCCCAACGGGGACUGGACCUACCAGGUGCUGGUGCUGCUGGAAAUCCCCCCCCGGCGCGGGGUCACCUACAGCUGCCAGGUGGAGCACGUCAGCCUGGAGCACCCCCUCAGCCGGCACUGGGAGAUGCCACCGGACACCGUCCGCAGCAAGAUCCUGGUGGGGGUCGGGGGCUUCGUCUUGGGCUUGGUCUUCCUGGCGCUGGGGCUCGGCUUCUACCUGCGGGAGAAGGUAAAGGGGGGUCCCCAAAUGGGGGUCGUGUCCCCACCUUUCCCAGAGCUUAGCUCCUGA